AGGACCCAGGAAACCCGAAUUGCCGACAUAUUUAAACUCCGUGUUCAAUCUGUAAACAUGGACAGUAGUUCCUUUGCGCUCUCAGGCCAUAUAUUCGGUGGACAUUCACGAUGACAAGUAGCGCGCGAACAAGUGACGCUCUGAGCGUCCUCUCCCUUUGUAUCCAUGUCAUUCAAUGUGCCAGUGCAAUUAUUGUGCUCGGGAUUACGGCUUGGGCAGUCCAGCACACCAAAACUACUACCGUGAUAUACUCCCUGGUCAUCGCGGUUCUGACACCUGCAGUAUACGGAAUCACCUUAACGAUAAGCUGUCUGACCAGGCGUCGCAAAGGCAAUUUCAUUCCAGUGUUGACUUUUGACUUGGCAUUCUCGUACCUCUGGCUUACGGCCUUUAUUCUCUUGGCUCGCGAUUUUAACCAUGUCGGCUGUCGUGUGAUCCUCUGGAACGGGGAAACCGUUUGCAGCAGAAAGUACGCCGCUGAAGCCUUCAGCUUUAUUACAUUCAUUGUAACUUUGGCAUCAUUUCUUGUCGAGUUUGCAUUUAUGUAUGAAGCUAAAGGCGAGACGCAUGCGGGGGAAACCAGGGAAGUCGGACAGAAUGAUGAUUUGGGUACAUUGUCGCGAAAUCUCCAAAACUAUGGUCUGAUGCCAUGAGCGGAUGAGGGAAUAUGUUCGAGCUUGACGAUUGAUUGGCAGUCAUUAAACUCGAACGGGAUUGACUACACGAACUAAGCCACUCCGUGCCAUUGUAGUUGACACCGAGCUCGCCCCUAAAGAGGCCGACAUAAAUUAAGGGCCCUGCGUUAUCGACAGAUCCGCGGGCUAUUCUCCUAUUAAUGCAUAGAGGAAAAUCCCCGAUGCGUCCGUUUCCAGAUGUCGUCAAGUAUGCCCGCACUAGCCCGUAGUUGAAGGUUACCAGGUUGAAUACUCUGAAUCAUGCGGUUCCUCC
Messenger RNA from Aspergillus pseudonomiae, 948 nucleotides. Its product is annotated as MARVEL domain-containing protein. The transcript is spliced from 4 exons. The coding region runs from base 111 to 653 and encodes 180 amino acids. Gene Ontology annotation, cellular component: membrane. NCBI's taxonomy places the organism in Eukaryota, Fungi, Ascomycota, Eurotiomycetes, Eurotiales, Aspergillaceae. The record is from RefSeq and is a predicted model, not a curated record.